Molecule: messenger RNA, 2056 nt
Organism: Cryptotermes secundus
Lineage: Eukaryota; Metazoa; Arthropoda; Insecta; Blattodea; Kalotermitidae
Exons: 2
Coding region: 246-746 (166 amino acids)
Source: RefSeq, a predicted model, not a curated record
UGACCGACCGUCAGUUGUAACAUGACCUUGACCUUGACCUUGUGUUGACCGAGUAGACAGAAUCCAUCCAAUGGAUAAGCAGGACGGAGAGGUACACAAUUCUAUAGUCUAGUGCAGUCUAUUGAGAGUUGUCACCACGUAAAGAGCGACAGUGACUAUGUUAUAGUUACGUUGAAUUUUGGUUGCGGCGUUGAGUAAUAAAGUGAUGUCACAAGAAUACUCCUCGAGAUCUUGUUUCAUGACACAUGUUGAACAAUCAGGUUUGCAGAAUGAGCAGUAUUGCCAGCAUAUCGUCAUUUGAUGACCUGUUUGGAAUCGGUCCAUUCCCAAUUGGUGAUGAAGACACAGUAGCGAAUGGUCUGGAGAACUAUGCUGACUAUGUGGACAGUCAGUCAUCUAACAUGGAAGAUAAUAAUUUGGUCUGUAGUGCAUUAGAGGAAAGGAAUCAGUCACCAGUGUAUGAAGAGUUGUGUGACUUCACAGUUGUGAGUGAUUAUUCAGACAGCACCCUACCACCUGCCUGUAUAGAGAAGAAGUGUAAGGACAAGAAAAUAAAGCUGAAGGAAGAGCAGCUAGAUCUGCAGUGUGGAUGGCGGGACUGUGAUCACCGCACCAGCAAUCUUGACCACUUUGUGCGCCAUGUCAGCUUCCACUUGCCACACCUAGAGGUCAAACUGAACAAGGAUCAGGAAGGUACUGGUUCUGUUGUGUUCCUUAGGAUCUUCCCUGCUUCCAGCAGUACAUGACAAUGUCAUUUGUGCAAUCAUAUGCUUGCUCAUAUCAACUUCUGUUCACUGUUAAAAUAUUUUAGAAGUAUUUAAUGGUUUGAAAAUAGUAGCAGAAAUGUGGAAAAUAAUGGAGUGAACAUUAACGCUUUGCAUGCCAUGAGGCAAUUCAAAUGAUUAAGAUUGCCACAAUCAAACAGAUAGGCUCAAUAUCAAUCACUUAGUACAGCAUUUCUUGUAAUAGAUGGGAUCACAUGUGCUGUACUCAUGUUUAGAGGAAAAAAUAGGCCAUGUUGGUGUCUGAAUCUGUGUUCAUUUGAAGGUGAUAUCAGGUUUUCUGUGCAACAGCAUUUACCCCCAGACACCCUUUGCUUUCCUAGCAGGGAGUUCUGUGGCAGGGCUUGGCACCCAGAGGGUUAGGGAUCUGAAGGAGGUAUUCAUGGCUUCAUCAGAAGAUCAUGUUGACUUGAGCCCAUUACAAAUAACAUUGACCAUGCAAACGGUUCUCUAUAAAACCUGCACCAGAGAACUCAGAGGUUAUUUUUAAAGUAGGUUAGGAAUUCCAUUAGUAAACGUUCUGUGCUGUAUAUCUCAGAGCAGAAUGGAUGCACUCUUGUUAUUUUCUGUAGUUGUCAAGGGGAAACAUCAUGAAAUUACAAGAACAAGGGUCAUUGCAAGCAACAGAUACACUGCAUGAUAGAAGUAACUUAGAGAGAAACUAGAUUUCUUGCUGCUGUGAGCAUAGUUGAAUGUUCAGCGUCUGUAUGAGGUGACAGUAUAUGUGAAAACAAAACAUAUUAACCUGAAAAUAAUCUGGUUCCCUUGAGGACAGUAAUAAGAUAGAACUGGGUUUGUGUAAGGGGAUUGGAUUAAGCUGGUUUAAUAAGUGGAUGUUAAUGUUAUAGUGAGAAACCAUCAGAUUCUAUAGCGUUCAGAGCUUUAGGAGAGCCAGUUCUUUUGUUGCUCUGAAGACCCUAUUCUGAUCAAAAUCACUUUGGUUCAUCUAAUCAGAGCCUGUUUCCCUAACAGUUAUAUCAUUUUGGUAUACCUGCUCUGUCCUUAUCUCCUAAGUUGUUUUUUUUUUGUGUGUGUGUGAAGUUUUAAAGCCAAAAUUUUGCAUGCAAUUUUCCUGUUUUUGUUUUACAUGACUCAACUCUUUCAACGUCUUUGGCUGAAACACUGUAACUGUGGUAGGUGGAGAGAACAGUGAAGCUCUUUCUUUUGUAGUUUUCUCAGUUCUGAGCCAUGCAUCUUACUUAGGCUCCGUUCAGUGGCUUCUCUUCCUACCCCACCUUUUUUUUUCUUUCUUUUUUUUUUUCUCCUCCUUGUGU